AGGUCUGGCGGAUCUGGCGGAUCUGGCGCUGGUCUGGGCUGGUCCUGGUAGUGGUGGUACCUGCUGCCUGCUACCUGCUGCCUACCCCUUGGAUAUAAAAAUCUACUACCUCCGAUAAGAUUACGGAACGGUUCCUCCCCAACAUCCCCCCUGCCCGCCGAUUUUUUCCACCAAACUGUAAAAGCACUCGGAUCGCUCGUACGUUCGAGAGAACGUAGAAAGCGCAAAGAGAUUUUCACGCGACGUGCGAUAAGUUGCGAAACUGUACCAGGACCACGAGCGCGAAUCGGAGGACUGUUGCGCUGCCGGAUCGUAUCCGCUGGCCCGAGCUUGCGGAUUGCGGAUUGGAAUACUUGGCGUGGGUCGACCGCGUGACUGGAAUUCCUCGGGAGUUCCUCCGUCGCGGCAGAGUGUUCGAGGAGGUUCCUCGAGCGGCUGGUAAAGGCUGGGAAACUGAGGCGCCAAUGAAGAAUUUGAGGAAAAACCGGUCCGGGGUGGUCAAAGCUCGCGUGAGCCGCUGCCCGGCACUUGCUGGCGAUCAUCGAUAAUCUCGACGAUAUCACGAGGGACCCGAAAUCCCGGCUGUCUCUCCGACUUUAUCCGUUUGGACCGUCUGACGAAGAGGGAACCGCAGAAAAGGAAGUCUGGACUCGGCUGUGCCUUCGAAAGGGAAUUGCUCAAAUUGAAGGGGUUGAGCGAGGCCUCGGAAGCUUCUGAGGGAUCCGUCGAGCGUCUUGAGGGACGAGGAGGCAGAUUGCAGGAUAGAAGGGAGAGAAGGAAGAAAGAAGGGUCUAAGAUCGGCUCAAUUCCUGCUCGCGUUGGUUAUGACGGCCAAGUCGGGGGGGUCCGGAAACGAAGGGUCCGAGUAAUUAGCCCCGUCUUAUCUCGGGGCCCGUAAUCGGCGAAAUUCGAAACACCAGCACCGUAUCAAUGGAAAUUUCGCGAGCCUGUUCGUUCGCCGGAGAUGAUGCGAUAGUGCGUUACAGUUUGCCGGUGGUGAGGUACUCCUCCUUCCCUAAUUCAACCGCGAGUGAGGUGUGAAGUUCCGGUGCGGGAUUUCGCAACAUGUCGUCGUCAAUCACGUCCUCCCCAAACAACACCGACCGCUGCACCUGGCAUCAGGGAUUCUCGUCGAGGAGAUCCUGGAUCACCAUUCCCUGCCUUACGCUCUUCAUCUUUUUCGCCAUCAUGCCGCAAGAGGGUCGGGGUGGCUACCACGAGAAACGGCUGCUGAACCACCUCCUGGCGAACUACAACACCCUGGAGCGUCCCGUGGCGAACGAGAGCGAGCCCUUGGAGGUGAAGUUCGGCCUGACGCUGCAGCAGAUCAUCGACGUGGACGAAAAGAACCAAAUUCUGACUACGAACGCGUGGUUGAACCUGGAGUGGACCGACUACAAUCUUCAGUGGAACGAAUCGGAGUACGGGGGAGUAAGGGACCUCAGAAUAACACCGAACAAGCUAUGGAAACCGGACGUUCUGAUGUACAACAGCGCGGUUGAGGGUUUCGACGGGACAUACCACACAAACGUGGUGGUCAAGCAUAACGGCAGUUGCCUGUACGUUCCUCCGGGCAUCUUCAAGAGCACAUGCAAGAUAGACAUCACUUGGUUCCCCUUUGACGACCAACACUGUGACAUGAAGUUCGGAUCCUGGACCUACGACGGGAACCAGCUCGAUCUGGUGUUGAACUCGGAAGAGGGUGGAGACUUGUCAGAUUUCAUCACUAACGGGGAGUGGUACUUGAUCGGUAUGCCGGGCAAGAAGAACACGAUAGUCUAUCAGUGCUGCCCCGAGCCCUACUUCGACGUCACGUUCACCAUUCAGAUACGACGUCGAACCCUCUACUACUUCUUCAACCUGAUUGUGCCCUGCGUUCUUAUCUCGAGCAUGGCUCUGCUGGGUUUCACACUGCCGCCAGACUCCGGGGAGAAGCUCACCCUAGGAGUAACAAUUCUUCUAUCGCUGACGGUAUUCCUGAACCUCGUGGCCGAAAGUAUGCCCACGACAUCCGACGCCGUUCCUUUAAUAGGAGUGACCAUCUUGCUAUCGCUGACGGUGUUCCUGAAUCUCGUCGCCGAGACCCUGCCGCAGGUUUCCGACGCGAUACCCUUGUUAGGGACGUACUUCAACUGCAUAAUGUUCAUGGUUGCGAGCAGCGUCGUUCUCACGGUUGUUGUCCUCAACUACCACCACCGAACGGCGGACAUUCACGAGAUGCCUCAAUGGAUAAAGACGAUCCUGCUCCAGUGGCUGCCCUGGAUCCUGGGUAUGAGCCGACCGGGUAAGAAGAUCACGAGGAAGACGAUACUGAUGAGCAACCGGAUGAAGGAGCUCGAGCUCCAGGAACGGAGCAGCAAGAGUCUCCUGGCGAACGUCCUCGACAUCGACGACGACUUCCGUCACGGGAACAGCGCCACGGCGAACCCCUCAGCCGGGUACAUACGCAGGUCGGCGUACGGAACGCCGCUCUCGGGGAGACCGGCGACGGUCGAGGAGACGUCGGCCUCUUUGCCCCUGAGCGGAACGAGGAGAGAACUCCAGACGAUCCUGAGGGAGCUGCAGUUCAUCACGAACCGGAUGAAGAAGGCUGACGAGGAAGCGGAACUCAUCAGCGACUGGAAAUUCGCCGCGAUGGUCGUCGACAGGUUUUGUCUCAUCAUAUUCACGAUGUUCACCGUUAUCGCGACCGUCGCCGUGCUACUUUCGGCACCGCACAUCAUAGUCCAGUAGUAGACUGCCCAAGCCCAGCCACCGAAUGACACCAUGGACGAAACCACCCUCGACUCCUCGUCCUGGUCGUAGACCAGAAGAGAAGGAGACGUCCGUGUCUGAACGUGGGGACGAUGAGCCUCUCGGUGGCAGCCUCGCCUGAAAUUAGACGGAACUAAUAUGAAUCAAUGCACAUACACACACAUGUAUAUGUAUACAAACACCGAAGCGUACUCCCAAGAAACUGAAGGGAAAAAAAAGCAUGAAAGGCAAGAAAUUGUUCACGCGCUCUGCGUGACAUUGAAAGAAAGAAAAUACCAAGGGUGCAGUGUAACAUGCACCACGUAACGAGAUAAUUUGCACACAUCAGCACCCCCGCCUCGCAGCAGACCCCGCAAGAAGAGACUCUACUCUACUCUAAUCGCUGCUCUUCAUCUCCUCGCAUCUCCUCAAUCUAUCGAUAAAUUAUAUCGUCUCGUCUUAAGCUUUCGACCUUAACUAUGCGAUCCUACUGUCAACAAUCGGAGCGAUUGGCUGCAUCGUGUGAAAGACGCGAUCCGGCAUCGUUCCUGCGCUCCGUGUUUAAUGGAAGAAAAAGAAAAAAAAAAAAAGAAAACAAAGAAUAAGGCAUGAAAGGAAGAAAAUGAAAUUUUCAGACUCGAUUAAAAGACGACGUGUAUUGUAAGAUCGAAGAAGAAGAACAACAACAACAACACCAACGGCAACACUAAUCAAGCACCCCUCGUAUCCCAUUAGUAAAGCGAACUUUUCUUUAGACACGUUCGACGAUAUUUUUAUAUCACACUAAUUAUUACGAUUUUAUAACCAAGUUUUGUGGGCGGUUGGUCUCGCUGCUGUUGUUUCUCUUCUACUCCGUCUUGGCGCAAAUGAGAAAAUACAGUGUCGUUCUGUAUUGAAUAGAAUAACUCACGAUUACAGGUUGAUAUAACAACUAUACUCCCUUCUUUUCAUCCUGUACACUCACUUACACUCAAUAACACAUACAAAUUUACAGGGUGGACCAAACUCGGGUCUUGAAAAACCACGCGACAAGCGAUAUCAGAAUAUUCUCAAACAAACACAGUAUUUCCGCCAAUUUUCACUUUUUCACUCCGAUGCAACAGAUGCCCAUGGUCAAAAAACACACGCGACUCGCGUCGUAACUUGUUCCCGUACGCGAAGCGACACUUCUCAAAUUUCCACUCGUGUCCGACCAACGCUGACCUUGACUACUUUUGCCGCUGCCGCCGCACGAAGCGUCGACUUCUUCCACUGACAAACGGCCGCCGACUGACCGCGGCAAGCCGUCACUACUUGGUUAUGUUCGCAGCCACGCGUUCGCCCCACACGGUCCCUUUCCACUUACGUUCAAAGGCGGCCGAACGGUAUCGGCGCCAAAUUUUUCCACUGACCGGCGGCCGCCGACUGACCACGACAGCCGUCACUACUUGGUUAUGUUCGCAGCCACGCGUUCGCCCUACGCGGUCCCUUUCCACUUAGACUUAACAGCGGCCGAACGGUAUCGGCACUUACCACUUUCCGCGAGAUGUUGCUGCGUCGACCGAUCCCCGUAGAAUGAGGGCUUGCGAGUUUCUUGCGAUCGGCUCGACGCACGAUCUUUUCGAAAACUCCUAACGAUCGACGACGUGAUUAAUCGUUUGACUGCUUGCUGUUGGUAUUGUACAGCAAAUAUCUCGACGAAAUUAUGGCAACGAUUACACACAUCGAAUAUCAAGUAGCCCGCUUUUGGUCCCACCCGUUUUCGUUCGCACCCCACAGGUUCUGUGAUAGUCUAAUUACGCUGAAUUGCACUCGCACAUGCACAGAUGCAUAAAUGAUAAUAGAUUUGAAGCAAUAGAGGUACAGUACAUGAAUGCGUACCGAGGAUAUCAUCGGUAUUGUGACCAUGGCCUGUAUCGUGACGAAUAGUAGCAGCUUGAAUCGAAUCGAAUACCUUGAUAGUUGGUACACAUACACAGCAGUGAACAAUGUUACACAUGCGCAGUACGGUUCGCGUAUCGCAGUACGCCUAGUCGUUAAAAAAAAAAAAAAAAAAACCGAAAAAACAAACAAAUGCUUCAAAUUAGGCCGGUUUCAGGUGUAGGAGUAUACGAUCCGCAUUAUAUACACGCCAGCGUCGUAGAGCGCUUAAUUAAAUAAUGCCGAAAGGCUCGCCUCCGUUACAAAUGUCAUAAUAUCCGCUGUUUCUUUCCAUCGACAAGCAGGUUCGUCGGCCGUCGAUUUUCGAACUCGAUAAAAGUAAAAAAAAAAAAAAAAUGUAAGAAAUUUUUUUAUUACAUUCCGAGAAUUUUGUUUUGUUAAUUUUAUUCGAUACGAUAUUAGUCGCGACGUAGAGAAUAAUUACUUAAUAUAUACAUAAUGUGCUAUAUUACAAAUAGGCAUAUAUAUAUAUAUAUAUAUAUACCUACACAUAACAGUACGUGUAGAUGGAUUAUAUACGGACGACGAACCUGAUUCAGCAGCCGCGAUUAUAGUGCUGGGCUUAGGGCAUUCGAUUUCAGUUGUAAUAUUUCUUUUUUUGGGGAGAAAUGAGGAGACGCUAAAAUUAUAAAUAAUAUUAAAAUUUACGUAACAUGUAAGCUGAUCUAGUUAAUAAAUAAAUAAAUAAAUAAAUAAACAAAUAAAUAGACAGAAACUUGACUUGAGCAGUGUGAAUUAAUCAAUACAUAUAUAAGCCCCGUAUACAUGAUUAUGUAUGCGCGUGAAAUACACGCGUGCCAGUGGCUAAUUACACGGGGUUCAAUAUCGGGGAGAAUUAAUAUGAAUACUAUACGCGCUGUACACGUGUAUGAUAUAGGUACGUACGCACGUAAGGCGGGUGAUAAAUUGACAAAAUAAUAAUCAUAAUAACAACCACAACAACAACAACAACAACAACAACAAUAAUAAUAGUAAUAAUCGUUAAAGAAUCAAUAACAAUAAUUGCGCGGGAUGAGAUGUGAAAUUCAAGUGUUCCGAUAAAAAAAAAAUUAAAUUAAAAAAGAAAUAAUGUAUACAUAAUAUAUAAUAAUAAUAAUAAUAUAUAAUGUAUACGUAAUUUGUACAUAUACGUUAUAUAUAAUACAUAUAUAUAUAUAAUACACACACACCCAAACAGACACAUAUAUAUAUAUAAAAUAGAAUAUGUAGAAAAGCAACUCAACGUAAUAGAAACUACGUUAUUAUUAUUAUUAUAUUACAUAGAUAAACUAUAAUCAAGAUCGUAGGAAACCCUAACCAAUCUAGGAUACUAGAUUGUAUGAAGUAACAAAAUUAUCCCGUUCGUCGCUCCUGAAGUUGUUGCAGAUGUCAAAGGUACAUUAUAAUUAAAGAGACCUGCAGCUGCUCAUCGGGUGCAUAAUUAAUUAAAUACGCAAGAGUCACGACAUGUCGUGUCUAUAAUUGCAAGUAUUAAUAUAUUAAAGAGUCAUUACUUUCAACUUUUAACGCUCUUCUGUAAGGUUGACGAAGAGAAAAGAAAUGCGAAACGAUGAAAUGUGGAAUAAACUAUCGUCUAUUAAGCGAGUUGGAAAAUUGACUUAGGGAUUUUAUGAGUAACGCAAGAGAGAGAUGGUCGAUUUCUUGUUGAUUUCUGCCGCACUCGGCAGGUGUGGAACGGCUCGGUCUUAAGGUCGAAGGUUAGAAUUAGGUUGACGUUUCGAAUUGAAGCGCGCGAUUCGGAGUAAUUUCAAUGAAUUAAUUACACCUGUCGUAAAAAGAUUGGACGCGCGAAGCCGAUUGUAUAUCUUUCGGAUCUAUUACGUAUCACCGAUCGAUCUUUGUGAAUUUUUCUCAAAUCAUUAUAAAUUCAUACGUAUACAUAUUAUACCUACAUAUAUGCAUAUAUACAUAUGCGUACGUAUGUGAGGUGUUUCGGAAAAAAAUAAUUUGCGAUUUUCCACCGUGACACCCCAUGAAAAGUUUGUUGAGGUUGAAAGAAAGUUUCUAUCGAGAGUGAGCGUUCUACGUUAUGCGGAAGAGCGCGCUCAGUCGAUUUUUUACUUUUUUGCACUUUUUCGAAGUCACGAUGUAACGUGAAUAAAACUUUUUAUAUUGCUCAAAUCGAUCAUUAUAUCAAUUUACGUCACGAAAAAUAUCCAGGCUUGUAAUGUCAAGUCUCCGGUUGAUGUUUCGAGAAGCGUAUCUGACAACUUUUCCAUUAUCAAUUCAAUGUCGUAAAGUAUUUAUAAUCGAAGAUCAACUUUUAAUUCAGUAGAAUAAGAUUCCCGAACGAUGUAUCGUUGCGUUACGGAUCGCGAUCCUUGGGUUGAACACAAAUGUCAGGAAAUAAAUAAUAAUCGAAGCGCCGCAACGUGUUUUCUCAUAAAUUCAAGAAAAUGUGAAAAAUGAGUGAAAAAUCAAAUGACCGCGAUGUUCCACGUAUCGUGGAACGCUCACCUCUUCACAGAAUAUUUCUUCUUCUAGCCGAAACAAACUUUUUAGCUGAUGCCACGGUGGAAAAUCGUAAAUUAUUUUUUUCCGACAGACCCUACUAUACAUUGAUAUACAAAUAAAUUAUACACACGUAGAAAAGUGCGUAGUGAUUAUUCGACAGAGUAUCUCGUCGCUCCGGAGAUUAGUUAUGACAGGUACGGAGGUAGAUUAUACCGCCUGCGUAUUUCACACCCGACGAGAUACAGGUUAUACAUUUAUAUGUAAUAUAUACACGUAUUGUACAUGAUCUUUCGCUACGUCGACUAUCGAUUAUCCGGGUAAAGUACGAACGUAUAGGUGGCCGUGUUGUACGACAUACUAAUUAAUAUUAUAUUAUACGUAUAACGGAUUUACGGUAUUGCAAUGCUCAUAACGCGACCAUAUUAACGAACGAUGAACGUUGUAAUCGAACACUUAUUGGAUAAUUAUUGAAAUAACAGUAAUGAUAAUGAUAAUGAUAAUAAUAAUAAUAAUAAUAAUAAUAAAUAACGAUAACAAUAACUGCGAGGAGUAUAAAAUAAAUAAAUGACUAAAAAAAUGAAUGAAUAAAUGAAUAAAUAAAAAAAACCACCGCGUGUCGCCUUGCGAUGUAAAAGUUUUUUUCGCCGUAAUUGGAUAAGCCGCCGGAUAUAUUAUUAUAAAUAGUUAUAAGCGUAUGUAUAAUAUAUAUAUAUACAUAUAUAACAUAUAUAUGUAUAUAUAUGCAUAUACAUAUACGUAUACAUAUAUAUUAAUUAAACGAUUGUGUAUAAAAUAUACGUUCCGUGACUGUUUUACAAAAACGGAACCGUAAUAAGCGUGUUUAACGAGUGUUGAUAUAUUAAAAGAGAAAAUAAAUAUUAUGAAAAACGUAUAAAUAUACAUAUGCAUAUAAAUGUUAAAUAGGCGUAGAUGAUAUGUAUAUCUAUACGUGUAAAAUUGAGAUUUGUACAUGUGUAAACAUCCACACCUAAAAUGCCUCCCAAUUAAACCUGUAAGUCUUCUAGGAUAAGGAAUAAAUAUUAUUAAAUAAGAGCGUAGAAGAAAA
Messenger RNA from Neodiprion fabricii, 8173 nucleotides. It is a transcript of the gene nAChRalpha6, whose product is annotated as neuronal acetylcholine receptor subunit alpha-7. Gene Ontology annotation, molecular function: acetylcholine-gated monoatomic cation-selective channel activity; transmembrane signaling receptor activity. Gene Ontology annotation, biological process: monoatomic ion transmembrane transport; nervous system process; regulation of membrane potential. NCBI's taxonomy places the organism in Eukaryota, Metazoa, Arthropoda, Insecta, Hymenoptera, Diprionidae. The record is from RefSeq and is a predicted model, not a curated record. The transcript has 15 exons. Bases 1066 to 2733 code for a protein of 555 amino acids. Gene Ontology annotation, cellular component: neuron projection; postsynaptic membrane; synapse.